CACGACACCGCUAACAUACUUCCAAGUAGAGAGAGAAUAACUAGAGAGAGAGAGAGCCAUGGAUGGAAUGCAUGAUCAUGGUAUGGGUGAUAUGGGUAUGGGUAUGGAUAUGGAAAUGAAUCACAUGACCUUCUUUUGGGGGAAGAAUGUAGAGAUACUAUUCCAUGGAUGGCCUGGACACAAUUCUGGCAUGUACGAGUUGUCCUUGAUAGUGGUCUUUGCUUUGGCUGUUAUUGUUGAGUGGUUCUCUCAUUGCCAGUUAAUCAAGGCCGAUACGAACUAUGUCACGGCCGGGUUGGUUCGGACCAUUAUGCAUGCUUUGAGGGCUGGUGUUUCUAUGUUACUGAUGUUGGCUGUCAUGUCCUUUAAUGGUGGUGUAUUCUUAGCUGCUGUGGUCGGUCAUACUGUGGGGUUCUUGCUUUUUGGGAGUGGGAUUUUCAACAAAUCACAUACUACUCAUCCUCAUAAAGUUUCUGAUCUUCCUCCCUUGAGUUGUUGAUUUGAAUAAUUCAUCUCUGUUUCUAAGAAUUCGUCAACCGUGAUGUUCGUUUUGUGUUAGUUUUGUUUGUUUCUCAGUUCACCCGCCAUUUGCAUCGUUUUUGGCGGUAAAAAAAUAAAAAUGCGUCUGGCGGAGUAAAAUAACAAAAAUGUGUUUGGCACCGCACGUACCACUCGCCAUUCGGUGUGAAAACACGUUUAUUUUAUUUUUUCCAAAAUUUGUCUUUAAUCAAUUUUAUUAUAUAA
Messenger RNA from Tripterygium wilfordii, 744 nucleotides. Its product is annotated as copper transporter 1-like. Gene Ontology annotation, biological process: copper ion transmembrane transport; intracellular copper ion homeostasis. Gene Ontology annotation, cellular component: plasma membrane. The transcript has a single exon. Gene Ontology annotation, molecular function: copper ion transmembrane transporter activity. The record is from RefSeq and is a predicted model, not a curated record. NCBI's taxonomy places the organism in Eukaryota, Viridiplantae, Streptophyta, Magnoliopsida, Celastrales, Celastraceae. The coding region runs from base 59 to 499 and encodes 146 amino acids.